GUUCAGCUCAUUCUCCAUCCAACCGUUAUCAAGCAAACAUGAGUGGGCGGGGCAAAGGAGGUAAAGGGCUCGGGAAAGGCGGCGCCAAGCGCCACCGGAAAGUGCUUCGUGACAACAUCCAGGGCAUCACCAAGCCCGCCAUCCGCCGUCUGGCUCGCCGCGGCGGAGUGAAGCGUAUCUCCGGGCUGAUCUACGAGGAGACCCGCGGGGUGCUCAAGGUCUUCCUGGAGAACGUCAUCCGCGACGCCGUCACCUACACCGAGCACGCCAAGAGGAAGACCGUCACCGCCAUGGACGUGGUGUACGCGCUCAAGAGGCAGGGCCGCACUCUGUACGGCUUCGGAGGCUGAACCCGAUCCGGACCCGCUGACACACGAACACAAAGGCUCUUUUAAGAGCCAAACACUUCCUCGAAGAGUUCUUCCUGUUCGCUUUAUAUUAUAUUCACUUCCAACAGCGUCAAAUGCACUUACAAGGUUUUAGGUUGGACUCUAAUGUGACAUCAAGUGUAGAGAAAACAGCAGUUUAUAACUAAUGCAUUAAUAGAUUACACUAAAUUGAUCAGUAGUUCAGUGAAUUAUAUUAGCUUACAAUAGUAGUACUUUUGUACUUAACCAGCUCAUGUAGCAUCGUAGGAUAAGCCGAACUCGUGAUUCAAAAGAUAAAUUAAAACACCCUAACCCUGAAUAUACAGUUACCGCCAAAUCUGUCAAACAGGAUAAACCUCUUUAUUGUUAAUUUUAUUUAUUCUCUAAAUUAUUAUUCUAACUAAUCACGUGUGUUUACUGAACAGCACAACAGCCACAGGGACUUUAAGGACUUUUUCCUGAUUACACUCACACACUUGUGGGUCAUUAUACGAAAACGUGCCAUUUUGUGUCCCUCAGGAAAAAAAAAGCUCUGUAAAUCUUAAUAAACCAUGAAACAAAUAAAAUAUUUUAUAAUUUAGUUUCCAUAAUAUGUCUCAAAAUAUAAGAAUAAAUUAAUUUCUGUUUCUUUUGUUUUUAAAGGAUUUUAAUCACAUUUUUGUGCAAAGCAUCUUGCAGAAAUGUUGAAAAUGGCCUGUCCCUCUGUAGGAUUUUUCUACUUCUACUUGCUAUCGAGGCCAAAAAGUCAAACUAUCAUAAAAAAACAUAUACUUCUAUAAAGCCUUAAGUGUCAGUUCAUUAGUCAUGAAUGGAUUUUAUUCUUAACAUGUGUAAAAAUAAAAAAAAAUACAAUUUAGUCGGGUCCCUAGGUUCUCGUCAACCCUGUUACUUUUUAUGAAAACCCCUCUUUAAAGAUAAUGGACUGUUCCAAAAGUUGCAUCAGUUCCAGGAAGUGACAUCAUCUGCCUUUCAUGAAGUUGAUGGUAGAAGACAAGGAAGUGUUCUCUUCUUUUUAAUGAAUUUUCUUUGAGUUUAUGUAAGGUCUGAAAGACAGGGACACGCUCAUUGUGUCAGCCCUGUUACCAGAAAAGCAUACGUUAAAAAGUUAUUUGUACAUAUUUAAAAAAUUUACAUAUAUAACAACAUUUAAGCCUCUCAUUAAGGCACAUAAUGUGGUGUCAUUACCUAUACCUCAUGGCUAGUAAUGGCCGCCAAUAACCUUUUUCGUCAACCCUGUUACCAUUCCAGGGUAACAGGGUUGACGCAAGUAUGCUUUUGUGUGUCUUACCCAUGUUGUAUACCCAAGAAGGAUUAAAUCAAGGGCAACUGGACUUGGUACUUCCAUAUUUGAAGAUAUUGCCUCUCAUCCAAGGGUUUUCUUUAGUUCUAAAUGACUGAAAAAAGUACAUGCAUGCAGAAAUAUGGACAGAGUGCCAUUGGUCUUCCAAGAAGAAGGUGGAAGACUUUAGAUGGAAAUACACUUUCUUUCUCUCAGAAAGAAAAGCUCCGCAUUCCAACACAUAUAAAAUCAAGUAUCAGAGCAUUCUAUGACCGGGAUGAUGUCAGUCGGGUCACCACUGGGAGAAAACAGACAAUAACGCGAAACAAAGUAAAAAAACAGAAGAGAUUUCUUGUUGAUACACUGUUAAACCUUCACAGAAAGCACGGCACGUAGAAAUACGGAAAGACAUCUGGUCAAAACUUGUUGGGUAGGCAGACAGGAAUGUUACAUUAAGUGAUCAUUAGUGAUCAUUGACUUUUGUUUAUUCUGUUAAGGCCAAACAUGUUCAACAGUUAGCUUUUCCUUUUGCUCCGGUCCUGAGCGCCAGUACUUAAAACGUUGUUGUGGACGUAGUUGAGGACUAACGACUGUCUGCUGGGCGGGAAUGGUUAACAAAAGAAAUCACUGCAUCACCAUUCACCUUCAGGAUAGAAUCAGGAAAUGGCCACUCUGAAAUGUCGAUAUGUGUCUAAUCUUGAAACCCAAUUUCUCUAGACAUAAGAUUUUUCACCAGUUUACUUCCUCCAUGUUACAACACACUUGAUCUAUGAUCUGCAUUUUGUUUUUUAUACUUUUUUAUAGUGGCCUUUAGUAAGUGAUCGUUAGUGGUUUUUGCUUAUUCUGUUAAGGCCAAACAUGUUCAAUUGGUCAUUUAAUUGCAAUGUAAUGUUAAUGUUUUAAUAAAACAAUUGAUUUACAUUUA
Molecule: messenger RNA, 2572 nt
Organism: Siniperca chuatsi (mandarin fish)
Lineage: Eukaryota; Metazoa; Chordata; Actinopteri; Centrarchiformes; Sinipercidae
Product: histone H4
Exons: 1
Coding region: 39-350 (103 amino acids)
Biological process (GO): nucleosome assembly
Cellular component (GO): nucleosome
Molecular function (GO): structural constituent of chromatin; protein heterodimerization activity; DNA binding
Source: RefSeq, a predicted model, not a curated record